Messenger RNA from Ruditapes philippinarum (Manila clam), 1008 nucleotides. Its product is annotated as pro-neuropeptide Y-like. NCBI's taxonomy places the organism in Eukaryota, Metazoa, Mollusca, Bivalvia, Venerida, Veneridae. The transcript has 4 exons. Bases 171 to 419 code for a protein of 82 amino acids. The record is from RefSeq and is a predicted model, not a curated record. Gene Ontology annotation, cellular component: extracellular region. Gene Ontology annotation, molecular function: hormone activity.
AAUCUUGCCAUGAUGUGGCGCCUAAACGAGCAAUCUCUGUAUUUGACAGAAAACGUAGCUAGACUAUUUAAGGGAGAAGAAUGGUAGGUGCAUUCUUAAAGUUUUGAAGCGUUUCCUUGGAGACACAUUACGAAGGUUGAUAAGAACAUCGCUAACUAAACCAAGGAAAGAUGAGCCGACGACUAAUGGUUAUUGUGUGUAUCACAGCUAUACUGAUAUCAACGGUCACGUGUCUACCAGACGCCAUGUUGUCACCCCCAGACCGACCGAAUGAGUUCCGAUCCCCAGGCCAGCUCAGAAGUUACCUCAAAGCACUAAAUGACUAUUAUGCAAUAGUUGGAAGACCAAGGUUCGGUAGAAGUGCAUACAAACAGCCAGCAAGAAACACAUUUCAGGAUGAAUCAAUGGACAGUGAAUAGACUAUGGUUACAUUUGGGAUGACGGUCUAGCACGUGAUGCUUUUGACGUUAAUGAUGACGACACCAUUCCAUUCUACUGAUUUAUAAACACACCAACAAGAGUUCCAUGUAGAUUUCAUCUUCCUAGCUGUAUAUAUAUACUUUAUUCUCGCAAAAUAUUCAAUAUUUUAUAUGUAAAUCAAUUCUGCAUUGCGGGAUAAAAAAAAGCAUUGACAAUAACAUUUUAUAAGCACACUGACAAAAUAGACAAGUAUUCAAACUAAUAUAUAGACAAAUAUAGAAUAACAUAUUGUGUGUCGGGAAAUACUAGUAUACCAUGAAAUUAGGAAAAAAAACUUACUUUGAUAAUAUUAGAUCUAUAAUACAUCGCAAUUUAACUAACCGACAGUUACAGAUCAUGGCAACAUAAUUUGAAUGUAUAAUUGACGAAGUUCAAAUAAAGACUGGUACACGUGUUAGCAUCAGCAGAAUAGAAUGGACAUCUCAUCCAGACGACACAUCAUUUGACUAUGUAACAUCGGCUCGUCAUUUUGUUUGUUUGGAUUUUCUUGCAAAAUAAUUAUGAUUUUUUAAAUAAAAAUAAAAAUAA